CGAGACGCCUGUUUAUUUCGCUUUAGUUAAGUGUAAAAUUCGUACGUCAUAAGUCACAUAAGUUCGUUUUGUACCCAAUGAUACUCAAAAUGAAGAGGAAUUUUCCAUUUCUGAUUGCCUUUAUUUGGCUACAAAACAUGUCAAGUAUGUAUGGCCAGAAGUUAACUAACUCUCGUCUCAAUUACUUCGACACUGAUCUUCUGCGAUACUUCGGCGAGGAAAAGGAGGGUAAUGUAAUGAUAUCACCAGCCAGCGUCAAAUCUAUAUUAGCGAUGAUAUUGGAGGGUGCUGGUGGAUCCACUGCCACGGAGAUCAGGAGUGCGUUGAGACUAUCGCUCAAUAAGGAAGAAUAUAGGGAACAGUUGAAUCUGUAUCUGUGUGCGUUACAGGCGAACACAACGGGCACGUUAUUAAAAAACGCUAACGGAGUAUUCAUGUCAGAUAAGAUGAGGCUUAAUAAGGAUUACGAAAUUAUGCUGAGGAAGGUUUACUUUGCUGAAGUCAACCGCAUGAACUUCAAGGACCCAAUACCGGUAGCGGAGAAAAUCAACAGCUGGGUGAACACAUCUACUAAAGGACUGAUACCUGCUAUUGUAGAGCCAGAUUUAUUAGACAAAUGGGAGGCUACCAUCGAUUUUAAGAAUAAAUGUUUCAACACUAAAAAUGCUUCAAAUGAUAUUAAAGUGUACGACUCCCAAAAUACAAACCUGUACGAGGAUAUUAUCCCCGCAGGAUCAUCAAAAUUAGUCAGGGUCCCCAUUAAUAUUCAUGACGGAGAUGCCAUCAUUAAUGAGCAAUCAAUAUCUAACUGUGUCAUAGCUGAGUGUCUAACGACG
Messenger RNA from Hyposmocoma kahamanoa, 836 nucleotides. Its product is annotated as glia-derived nexin-like. The record is from RefSeq and is a predicted model, not a curated record. Lineage: Eukaryota; Metazoa; Arthropoda; Insecta; Lepidoptera; Cosmopterigidae. The annotation marks the transcript as partial. Gene Ontology annotation, molecular function: serine-type endopeptidase inhibitor activity. The transcript has 4 exons.